This is a messenger RNA of Coturnix japonica (Japanese quail), 1096 nucleotides long. It is a transcript of the gene DNALI1, whose product is annotated as dynein axonemal light intermediate chain 1. Gene Ontology annotation, molecular function: dynein heavy chain binding. Gene Ontology annotation, cellular component: axoneme; ciliary base. Lineage: Eukaryota; Metazoa; Chordata; Aves; Galliformes; Phasianidae. The record is from RefSeq and is a predicted model, not a curated record.
AACCAUAGCGACCGAGGAGCCGCCAUGAUCCCACCGCCCGAUUCGCUGCUGCGUUAUAACCCGCCCAUGCUGGUGAGUCGCCGUACUGAGAAGCGAUCACCAGAGGCCUCACCGUUGAAGGGAACCCCACAGGCCUCCCCGCCAUCAGGCCCUGUCCCUCCGUCCCGACCUCGCACUGCUGCCGCCUCCGCCGCCUCCACGAAGGAACCUCAGGAGAUCCUGAACGCCAUCCUACCGCCGCGGUCAUGGGAGGAGGAUAACCGGCUGUGGGUGCAGGAGGUGUCCAGUGUUCCCAGCACCCGGCUGGACGUCGUGCAGCUGCAGGAGCAGCUGGAUCUGAAGCUGCAACAGCGGCAGGCGAGGGAGACCGGCAUCUGUCCUGUGAGAAGGGAGCUGUACUCGCAGUGCUUCGAUGAGCUGAUCCGUGAAACCACCAUUAACUGUGCGGAGCGAGGACUGCUGCUGCUCCGAGUCAGGGAUGAGAUCCAAAUGACAAUUGCUGCUUACCAGACGUUGUAUGAGAGCAGCAUCGCGUUUGGCAUGAGGAAGGCACUGCAAGCAGAGCAAGGCAAAUCUGACAUGGAAAAAAGGAUUGAAGAGCUGGAAGAGGAGAAGCGGGUGCUGGAAAAGCUGGUGAAUGAAGAGAGAGCAAGAUGUGACGCUAUUGAGAAACGUGAAAGUGAAAAGCAACAGCUAGAGGAAAAGAAACACGCUGAAGAGGUCCAGUUCCUGAAGAAAACCAAUCAACAGCUGAAGGCUCAACUUGAAAGCAUCCUUGCACCAAAUAAGUAGAUUUUUUUUGCUGUCCUCCAGGCAGUGCUCAGAAGAGCUGUCAGAGCACAAAGCUUGCAAUUAAUGACCAAGAUUUGUCUUCAUAAAACAAUACUGAAUUUUCACUUACCGGUAACUGAAAGCAGUCUAAUUGCAUUAUUUCUCCCUUUUUUCUCAUUAAGAAUUGAAAUUGAAAAGCCUCAGUAAUGACUGUGCCUUCUUCCUGUGCCAUCAUUCAGCUCCUUGAUACAUGAACAUGUCUGGGACUUGUUUGUUGGCAAUAUGCUAGAUGAUCUUCAAAGCAAUAAACUCAUAAAUGCUUUCA